This is a messenger RNA of Protopolystoma xenopodis, 520 nucleotides long. The record is from the annotation of a GenBank genome assembly. NCBI's taxonomy places the organism in Eukaryota, Metazoa, Platyhelminthes, Monogenea, Polystomatidea, Polystomatidae.
GCCAAAAAUUAUGAUGACAACUAAUGCCUUAUUCAUGACGAGUAAUCAUGUCAAUGGAUUAUCGAUUUCAUCAACGCCUGAAACUGGAGAGCCUGUUCCAGUCACUCAAAAAGCCUACCACUUAGUUGAUUACUCUAAUAGAGAGGAAGAAAUGAUAAGGCUUAUAGGCCAAUAUUUAUGCGACAAGGGAUUUAAAGCGUCUUAUCAACAGCUUUCCAAAGAAUCCGGCAUUGUUUUGGAGCAUAAGUCAUCCACUGACCUUAGGCACUCGAUAUUAGAUGGGAAAUGGGAGGAAGCUGAGAAGGCAUUGGAUCAGCUUUCCUUAGUUAUCCCGCGUUCACGCAAUCUAGACGAAGUUCGUUUUCUUAUCCUGGAACAAAGAUUCUUAGAGCAUUUGGAGGCUAAUGAGGUCAUGCCCGCGGUCACGCUUCUACGAAAUAGGAUCACGCCCAUGCAAAGGAAUCGUGAAAGAGUUCAUACAUUGGCUAGGUGUGCCAAAUUUUCCUAUGAACUUGAUUAA